Messenger RNA from Anisakis simplex (herring worm), 504 nucleotides. The record is from the annotation of a GenBank genome assembly. Lineage: Eukaryota; Metazoa; Nematoda; Chromadorea; Rhabditida; Anisakidae.
AUGGGAGAAAGCGGUGCAGAUAUUUGUAUCGAAGUCCUUUUAGUGAUGUUUAUCCCGCCGUUAGCCAUAUGGUACCAUGCAGGGGAGUGCAACGGUGACGUGUGCUGCAAUCUUUAUCUACUUCUUUUCGGCCCCAUUCCGCCAUGGAUACACGCAAUUAUUUAUUGCUUCUGCAGUGACGACGACAAAGUAGUAGUGGUGCAAGAGCGACCAGUCGGACCACAACAUCCUCCAAAUCCACCACCUCCACCGCCAAAGCCACCGAUACCUCCGAAGCCUCCGAUACCACCGAAACCUCCGAUUCCACCGAAUCCACCGCGGUAUCCACCCAUACCGCCGAAUCCGCCGCCGAGACCGCCGAAUCCGCCGCCGAGACCGCCGAACCCCCCACCGAAACCACCCACUCCACCGAAGCCGCCACCUCCACCGAAACCACCAGCUCCACCGAAGCCUCCACCUCCACCGAAACCGCCAGCUCCACCGAAGCCGCCACCUCCACCGAAG